UCCAUAUGUUAAAGACAGAAAAAGAAACCAAGGCCACCGUAAACAAAAAUAAGGAAGUGUAUAAUGUAUAUCCACGCUAUCACCUCUGAGCUGAAUUCUUAUCUUGACUCCUAAAUCGUUAUUAUGAUGUGAUAUAUUUUCUUUGUUACAACCAACUCUAGCUAUGGAGGGCUCCAAGUCGUCGAGCACAACCAUGCAGGUGAGCUUCGUGUGUCAGCGGUGCUCACAGCCGCUCAAACUGGACACGUCCUUCAAGGUGCUCGACAGAGUCACCAUCCAGGAGCUCAUCGCCCCGCUGGUCACCGUGACCCCCAGCAAACAGGCUGACAGCAGCGAGGGGGACACACAGCCAGAGGAGACAUUUGUGGAAAACAAGCAAGAUGGUGUGUCGAGGAAAUACAUCCCUCCUGCACGGUCAGAUACCCAGAUUAUUCAUUUUCAUUAUCAGAUGAUGUCAACGGAAAGCGCCAACAGUUUCACCCUGAUUGGAGAUGCCUCUGAUGGGGGCACCAUGGAGAACCUCAGUCGUAGACUCAAGGUGACGAGUGAUCUGUUUGACAUCAUGUCGGGCCAGACGGAUGUGGAUCAUCCUCUGUGCGAGGAGUGCACUGACACGCUGCUGGACCACCUGGACACACAACUCAACAUCACAGAGAACGAGUGCCAGAAUUACAAGCAGUGUUUGGAGCUGCUGUCAUCCCUACAAGUGGAGGAAGAAGAGACGUUGCUGAAAGAGCUACAGCAGUUGAAUGAGGAAGAAGAUACCCUGGUCAAAGAGCUGGAGGCUGUGGAGGAGCAGAGAGCGGCUGUGGCCCAGGACUUGUCCCAGACCAGGACCCAGUCCCAGCAGCUGGACAAGGAGGAGCUACAGUACCAGAAGGAGUACAGCGAGUUUAAACGGCAGCAGCUGGAGCUGGACGAUGAGCUGAAGAGUGUUGAUAACCAGAUGCGUUACUGCCAGAUUCAGCUUGAUCGCCUGAAGAAGACUAAUGUUUUCAAUGCCACGUUUCACAUCUGGCACAGCGGUCAGUUUGGUACCAUCAACAACUUCCGUCUGGGUCGACUUCCCAGCGUCCCCGUGGAGUGGAACGAGAUCAACGCAGCGUGGGGGCAGACGGUGCUGCUGCUGCACGCUCUGGCUAACAAAAUGGGUCUGAGAUUCCAGAGAUAUCGCCUUGUUCCAUACGGAAACCACUCGUAUUUAGAGUCACUGACAGACAAGUCAAAGGAACUUCCGCUGUACUGCUCAGGCGGUCUGAGGUUCUUCUGGGAUAAUAAGUUUGAUCACGCCAUGGUGGCCUUCCUGGAUUGUGUCCAGCAGUUCAAAGAGGAGGUGGAAAAGGGAGACACUGGUUUCUGCCUACCCUACAGGAUGGAUGUGGAGAAGGGGAAGAUUGAGGACACCGGUGGCAGCGGUGGUUCCUACUCCAUCAAAACCCAGUUUAACUCUGAAGAGCAGUGGACCAAGGCGCUGAAGUUUAUGCUCACCAAUCUGAAGUGGGGGCUUGCCUGGGUAACCUCUCAGUUCUACAACAGAUAAACAUCCUGGACUUUACACUCCUCAUACACACAUUCACCCUCAGCUGCGUAGCAGAGAUAGAAAUUGUUCCUGAAUUAUUAUUUUCUUAUCAAGAAUAAUGAGUCCAUCUGAUCAGCUGCAGCAUUUUCCGUAUAAAGUAUAAAGGACACAUUUAUUCAGAUACAGCUGUUAGUCCAUGUUGUAGGAUGUAUGGUUACCUGCUGAUAAAUGUUCUUUUUAAAUCUCAGGAUUUGAUCAGGAUGUCAGAUUAAAAUUGUAACACCUAUUCGUGCUCAUAUUAUAACAAAACUAUUAAUGCUAAAUAAACUCUUUAUGCUGUAAACUCAAA
This is a messenger RNA of Nothobranchius furzeri (turquoise killifish), 1868 nucleotides long. It is a transcript of the gene becn1, whose product is annotated as beclin 1, autophagy related. Gene Ontology annotation, biological process: cellular response to nitrogen starvation; late endosome to vacuole transport; autophagosome assembly. Lineage: Eukaryota; Metazoa; Chordata; Actinopteri; Cyprinodontiformes; Nothobranchiidae. The record is from RefSeq and is a predicted model, not a curated record. Gene Ontology annotation, cellular component: phosphatidylinositol 3-kinase complex, class III, type II; phosphatidylinositol 3-kinase complex, class III, type I; phagophore assembly site.